AGCUUAAUAAAACCUUUAUUUUACUUUUUCCUCACCACUGGCUUUCGUUCUCUCUUUUUCUUAUUCUCCGCUGCCGCCGUAGGUUCAACUGUUCAUCUCUUACCUUCAGCGGGUUUAAAUUCCACCGCCGUAGGAUAACUCCGACCGCCGCUUUAACCCCGCGAAGACACACGGACCACCCGUCUGACAGAUAACCUAGCCGAAUAAAUUUUCCUUAAAAGGUUCUUUUAUUGUUCUUUUGUUUGAUUUAGGCGAUAAACUUGAGAAAUGGCGUUGGGACUAAUAUUGGGACUCGGAAGAGUAAUGCGGAGGAAGCGUACAUCUUCUCUCGACAUUCUUUCAUCUAAACGAGCUCCACGAGAUUACUACAAGGGCAAGAAUUGCAAGCCUACUGGUUUUCAUACACGCAAAGGUGGAUAUGUGGUGGUGCCAGAGAAACUGCCUAACUAUGUCGUCCCUGAUUUGUCUGAUUUCAAGCUCAAGCCUUAUGUAUCUCAAUGCCCCAUAGAACUUAAUACAAGUGACAACACUGAAUCAGCUAAAUCAUAAGCGAAGAGGUAAAUAUGAGACGAUGUUGGUGAUGGCAUCGAAGGGACUUGAAGCAAAAGACCUAGAAUUCUUUUACUAGUUAGCUAGUUCAGGCUCUAUUUGUUUGGUCUUGAAUUGAAAAACUUGUUUCGAAGAACAAAUAAUCGAGGAGGAAAACAAAGACAGGACGUUUGGAGAUUUGAAGUUUUUGGAAGUUGUGUUUGGUUUUAAAUUUGACAAGUUUUAAGAUUAUCGUGCCUUUUUGCCUUGUUGGCGAUGUACACUCGAUGGAGGCAAAUGAUGCACUAAAUUUAUGCCCAAAAAAACAAUGACCAUAUAUUAUUAAAUUUUAUUUUGUACUUGGAUAAGAUAGAAUUUGGAUUUUUGUUUCAAAA
Molecule: messenger RNA, 923 nt
Organism: Cucumis melo (muskmelon)
Lineage: Eukaryota; Viridiplantae; Streptophyta; Magnoliopsida; Cucurbitales; Cucurbitaceae
Exons: 4
Coding region: 268-549 (93 amino acids)
Biological process (GO): translation
Cellular component (GO): mitochondrial large ribosomal subunit
Molecular function (GO): structural constituent of ribosome
Source: RefSeq, a predicted model, not a curated record